Molecule: messenger RNA, 2564 nt
Organism: Telopea speciosissima
Lineage: Eukaryota; Viridiplantae; Streptophyta; Magnoliopsida; Proteales; Proteaceae
Product: dolichyl-diphosphooligosaccharide--protein glycosyltransferase subunit STT3B
Exons: 6
Coding region: 207-2441 (744 amino acids)
Cellular component (GO): membrane
Molecular function (GO): oligosaccharyl transferase activity
Source: RefSeq, a predicted model, not a curated record
UUUCCGAAUUAAAACCAGCCAAGUUCUCAUUUUCUUCUUCAAUUCCGAUCCACUUUUCCAUAGAAUCCUCGAAAAAUCACAUUCUUUGGUACCAGAUUCGCCUACCAUUUUGCAGAUUCAAUCACUUUUCCAUGGAUUUCCUGCAACUUUAAUCGAUUCUCGGAACACCUAGGGCUCCUACGUCUUUAAAUUUAAGUCUUCUCUCCAUGGGUGGAAAAACCGAAUCUUUAAAUGGUGUGAAUUCGGGAUCUGUUCAAACCUCAAUGGAGACGGCUCAAAUCGGUCUCAAACCCGAUCUUUUCAACUUUUCUCUGAAAUCUUUGAAACUGAAGACCAAGCAACAAGAGCUCCUGAUUCGCGUCAGUGUUCUCGGCCUCAUCUAUGUCUUGGCGUUCAUCACUAGGUUGUUCAGUGUUCUUCGUUAUGAGAGUAUGAUCCAUGAGUUUGAUCCUUACUUCAAUUAUCGAACGACGGUUUUCCUUACUGAGAAGGGAUUCUAUGAGUUCUGGAACUGGUUUGAUUCCGAGAGUUGGUAUCCGUUAGGUCGGAUCAUAGGAGGGACGCUUUAUCCCGGUCUCAUGGUUACAGCUGCUUUUAUUUACUGGGUUUUAAGGUUUUUGAGGUUUGCAGUCCAUAUUCGUGAGGUUUGUGUGUUAACUGCUCCGUUCUUUGCUUCAAACACAACUUUAGUAGCUUAUUUCUUUGGGAAGGAGAUUUGGGAUUCCGGGGCUGGGCUUGUUGCAGCUGCAUUGAUUGCCAUUUGCCCAGGUUACAUCUCGAGAUCUGUGGCUGGUUCAUAUGAUAAUGAAGGAGUUGCAAUCUUUGCAUUGCUGCUCACGUUUUAUCUGUUUGUUAAGGCGGUAAAUACAGGGUCCCUUGCUUGGGCUCUAGCUUCUGCUUUUGGGUACUUUUACAUGGUUUCUGCAUGGGGUGGCUAUGUAUUCAUCAUCAAUUUAAUCCCUCUUUACGUGUUAGUUCUUCUCAUCACUGGGAGGUACUCGAUGAGGUUGUAUGUCGCAUAUAAUUGCAUGUAUGUGCUUGGAAUGCUGCUUGCAAUGCAGAUUAGGUUUGUUGGGUUUCAGCAUGUACAGUCUGGGGAACAUAUGGCGGCAAUGGGCGUGUUUUUCUUAAUGCAGGUGUUUUACUUCUUAGAUUGGGUUAAGCACCUGCUAAGUGAUAAGCAAUUGUUCCAAGCCUUCUUAAGAAUUACUGUGACUUGUGCAGUAGGAGUGGGUUCUCUUGCUCUUGGAGUUGGCAUGGCAUCUGGGUAUAUCUCUCCAUGGACUGGCCGUUUUUACUCUCUACUUGAUCCAACAUAUGCAAAGGAUCACAUUCCAAUUAUUGCAUCCGUCUCCGAGCAUCAGCCAACAGCGUGGUCAUCUUUCAUGUUUGACUUCCAUAUCCUUCUUUUCCUUUUUCCUGCGGGCCUGUACUUCUGUUUCAAGCGCUUGUCCGAUGCUACAAUAUUUGUAGUAAUGUAUGGCCUCACAAGCAUGUAUUUUGCUGGUGUAAUGGUUCGGCUUAUUCUUGUUGCCACACCUGCAGUAUGUCUUAUCAGUGCUAUUGCAGUAUCUGCCACAAUCAAGAAUUUGACUUCUUUGAUACGGACAAAGAGUAAGGUUCCGCAUGGUGCUUCUGCCAAAGGAACCACUAGUUCGAAGGCUUCUUCUAAGGCUUCACUUGAUCAGUCAUUGCCUUUCCAAAAAAAUGGUGCUAUUGCUCUACUUGUAGGAGCGUUUUAUUUGCUCAGCAGAUAUGCAAUCCAUUGCACCUGGGUCACAUCAGAGGCAUACUCUUCUCCAUCAAUUGUCUUGGCUGCAAGAGGUGCCCAUGGUGGAAGAGUUAUUUUUGAUGAUUACCGUGAGGCAUACUUUUGGCUCCGCCAGAAUACUCCUCCAGAUGCCAAAGUGAUGUCCUGGUGGGAUUAUGGGUAUCAGAUCACUGCCAUGGGAAACAGAACAGUUAUUGUUGACAACAACACAUGGAAUAAUACACACAUUGCUACUGUAGGACGGGCAAUGUCAUCUUAUGAAGACGAGGCUUAUGAGAUAAUGAGAUCCCUAGACGUGGAUUAUGUAUUAGUAGUAUUCGGAGGUGUUACUGGCUACUCUUCAGAUGAUAUUAACAAAUUCUUAUGGAUGGUGCGGAUUGGAGGUGGAGUUUUUCCUGUCAUUAAAGAACCUGAUUACCUUGUUAAUGGCGAGUACCGUGUUGACAAAGGUGCAGCACCCAAGAUGCUCAACUGUCUCAUGUACAAGCUUUGCUACUAUCGAUUUGGAGAGCUUAUGACAGAGUAUGGAAAACCUCCUGGGUUUGAUCGUGCGAGGGGUGUUGAAAUUGGAAACAAGGAUGUGAAGCUUCAGUACUUGGAGGAGGCAUUCACAACAUCCAACUGGAUUGUUCGGAUUUACAAAGUCAAACCACCCAAUAAUAGGUGGUGAGAUAUCUCGCUGUUAUUUAUCUGAUAUCUGGCGGCACAAAAGCAACAGUUAAUGAGCUUUAAUUUUUGGAUGUGCUAACUAAAUUUAUAGUACUGAAACUCACUUGAGCAGAGUAAGAUAUUU